Molecule: messenger RNA, 750 nt
Organism: Bipolaris sorokiniana ND90Pr
Lineage: Eukaryota; Fungi; Ascomycota; Dothideomycetes; Pleosporales; Pleosporaceae
Exons: 3
Coding region: 1-750 (249 amino acids)
Molecular function (GO): oxidoreductase activity
Source: RefSeq, a predicted model, not a curated record
AUGGUGGACACACAGAUUCUUAAGCGUGGUGAUGACAGAUUACGUGUUGUUGUCUUACACGGCAGCAUGCGACAAAGAUCGUAUUCGCGACUACUAGCGUACGAGGCUAGCCGAAUCCUCUUCCAACUCGGCUGCGACGUCCGCAUGUACGAUCCCACUGGCCUGCCCGUUAAGGACGACCUCCACCACAACCACGCCAAAGUCCCGGAGCAGCAUGUCAUUCUUACGGCAGUAUUCAAGAACCAGAUCGACUGGAUACCCCUCUCUACGGGCUCCGUACGCCCAACCCAAGGCCGCACCCUCGCCAUCGCCCAGGUUAACGGCGGCUCCCAAUCCUUCAAUACAGUCAAUGCGCUACGAAUCCUGGGUCGCUGGAUGCGCAUGUUCGCCAUUCCAAACCAGAGCUCCAUUCCCAUGGCAUAUAAGCACUUCACAGAUGAAGAGGAGGGGAGCAGGCUCAUGCCUAGCGGGAACAGGGAUAGGUUGGUGGAUUGUAUGGAAGAAUUCGUCAAGUACACAAUCGUCAUGAGGCCGCAUUUUGACCUCUUUGGCGACCGAUAUAAUGAGCGGGAGGAGAAGAGGGCGAAGCAGAAGAAGGAAUUGGAUAAGCCGCUUAGUGUAAAGUAUGCGCUUUUUCAGCGUGCGGAGAAUCCUUGCUUAAGUGGGGAGGCCUGCACGUCUCCAUGGAUAAAUCCGAAGCAGAUGUUCCUAGUCGCUGCAGAUUUUCGAACUUUGCAAGGCACACUUUAA